UUAUUUCGAUUCCUAUCCAACGAUUCAGUUGGCAACGGCCCGCACUGUGAAACGGUCAGCUGUACGCUUUUUUCACUCCGCCAAGCAAAUACAAUUCAAGAGUUCUCUGUCUAUGUGUGUUUUGAAAUAUUCUUCUAAAUAUUUGGAAUCUUGGGUGCCGCGUGUGUUAUUUUGAGUUAUCGCGAUUGCGGCUAAGUGCAAUUAGUGCCACAAAUUUAGUGCAAUGAAUUGGGAAAUUUAUUUCUCUGGCCAGGCGCAUCAUUAGCAAAUGAAUUUACCAAAAAGAUAUUAUUAGUGAGUGAGCUCGCGUGAGUUUAAGAUUAGUGUUCAAGUUCCAGUUGUGCUAAGAUUUUCCAAGGGUACCGUACAAUCUGCAACCGCUCACAGAUUUGGGGAUUCGUUAAAAGUGAAAAAAAUCAGCAGGCAGAGUUUGAGGGGAAAACAAUCCGACUGCAAAUGCAAUAAGCCGUCAACAAAAGCCCCGUCUUAGCCACAGACAAAAAAGGGAAAAGGCCAGCAUCAAAAACGGGGACAACAGCAGGGUUUUCGCCAGGAUUGCGUUCUUGUUCUUUGAACACAGGUGCGACGCGGCUGCGCCCGUGCCCGUGUCCUUGGCAGGAUCUGUGACGUUGCCAGUAGCCACCAUGAAGCUGUCCAAGCUGUCCAACCAGACCAACUCGCAGGAUCCGCAGGCGGUCAACUCGCGCAUCUUUGUGGGCAAUCUGAAUACCUUCCAGUGCUCCAAAACGGACGUGGAGCGCAUGUUUCAGAUCUAUGGCCGCCUCGCGGGCAUAUCCAUGCAUAAGGGCUAUGCCUUUGUGCAGUUCACCAAUCCAUUCGAUGCCCGGAAUGCCUGCCACGGCGAGGAUGGCAAGACGGUCCUCAGCCAGACAUUAGAUGUCAACAUGGUGGCCGAACCGAAAGCGCAUCAGAUCGGAAGGAAAAGGCAGAAUGUGAGCAAGACCGGAAACGAUUGGGACUACUUCUACGACAGCUACUGCUCCUCGGCGCUGCUGCGCGGUGGCGGGGGUGCAGGCGGGGGCGGUUCGAAUGGAGUGCGGGCCAAGAAGCGAAAGCGUCUGAUGACCAACGGCGGCGGUCUCGCAGUGGCUGUGCAACAGCAACAACAACAGCAUCAUCACAGUGCGGCCGCGGUGGCCGCUGCUGCGGCAGCCGCCGUCCAUCAGCAACAGCAGCAGGUGCAGCAGCAGCAACAGCAACACCAUCAGCAGCAACAGCAGCAGCACCAGCAGCAGGUUGCUGCCGUUGCGAUGGCGGCCAUGGCCAAUUUGUUGCCGCAGCAGCAGUUGCUGCUGCAUCAGCAGAAUCUGCUAUCGAAUGCGGCGGUGGCCACAACGGUAACGGCGGCUCCGGGUUCCAUUCACUGGUCGCAAUACAAACAGGAGCAGCAGCACCACCCACAUGCGCACCACCCGCACCACCAGCAACCGUUCGGAUUCCAGCUGAAGAGCAGCGUGGCUGUCCAGGCGACGACAUCGCCGCAAAAUGCAAAGUCUGCAAUAAUUGCUAAUCAAACGGCGCUCGGCGAGCCAUAUCCGGUUGGAGCCGCCGCCUUUGCCGCCCAUCAGCAGCAACAUCAGCAUCAGCAGCAGCAGCACCAGCACCAGCAGCAUCAGCAACAUCAGCAACCGUUGCUGCAGCCGUUGACUCUGGCAUUGUCCCCACAGCAACCGCAGCCUCAUCAGGCGGCAACGCCACUACAAUUGCACAGCCAAUUGAUGCAGCAACAUCAACAGCAGCAGCAGCAGCAGCAGCAGCAGCAACAACAGCAGCAGCACAACCAACAGCAGCAACAUGCUCAGGAGCAAUUAAGUUUGCAUCAGCAAUGGGGACCAUUCAAAGUCUACAGCAAUCCGGAUACAUUAAUCUGCGGCAAUUGCCGGGAAUCCUUUGGCGAGCUGUCUGAGUUAUUGGACCACAAGAAAAGUUAUUGCAAACUGAGGUUCACAUGCAAGUGCCAGGAUGUUGCCUUUGCGGCAAGUGCAAAGACUCCGCCGACGAGCGCCAAAUUGCUGUGCGCCGUUUGCAAGGAUGCGUUCGUCAAUCCUUGGGAUUUGAUGGUCCACGCACAGGCCGCCCACAUGGUUAACAUUUACGAGCUGGGCGAUGAUGAGGGCAGCAGCAGCAGCAACAGCAACAGCAAUGCCACCACAGCCAACAGCAACAAUGUUGCAAAUGCAGCCGUGGAGAAUGGCCAUACCAUCGCCGAUGAGGCUGCCACAAAGCAGCAGAUGCCGCAGAUGCCGGAUGCCUCAUCAACACUUAACAAGGAGCCCAAUAACAAUAAUAAAAUUAGCAACAACAAUAUCAACAGUGAGGCCAUCAAUGGCCACAUGUCGCCCACGGGAACGGGCAUCAUUAUGGCAUCGGUAUCUACGGCUGAGAAUGGAAUGGCCAGCGACAUGGAGACCAACUGUCUGGACAUCAAGUUCAGCCCCAGUGCCAGUCCCAAGGAGGCGGGUGACAUGAUUACCGCCGCACCAGGCAGUGGUUCUCAUUCCCCAGUGAUUCCGUUACAGGAUCAGCAUAGGGAUGAUCUCUCCCUGGACGGACGCAUGUCGAGCAGCUCCCAGCAGACCCAUCACUCCGACGAACUGAACGUCAAGCUGCUGAAUGGGUCCGUCUCCUCGAGGGGCAGCUCGCCCGGAUUGGAGGCGGAUGAGCCGCCGGCCACAAGGGCUUGCAUUGUCCGCACCUUAAGCAUUGAAACAGCCGGCUCACCCACAGCGCCAACUGCCAAUACUUUGAGCCUGAUGUCGAACAGUUUAGGCCUGGCUCUCGCACCGCAAUAGGUCAAAGUUCGCGGGGAGGGUCAACAGCAUUUGGAAAGGGUUCAGAAGACUCCCUUUGGAGCGGUGUUAUUUGUGCUAUCGUAUGGCGAUACAAGUGCAAUUUCUUCAGUAUUUUUAUAACAGACUAACCUUGGAGGGAGCUAAUAAGUUCGAAGGAGAAAAAGAACGAAUAACGUAAAUUACAGCAAACAUAUCAUUUUUAAUUAGCCAUAGAUAUGAAAUACGAGCUGCUAUAGUAUAUAUAGUGUACUGCGUACUAUAUAUAUCAAUUACAGACAUGUGUACGUUUAUAUGUAAUGUAUUUGUAUUUGUAUUUGUAAUUGUAAUUGUAACUGCAAAACGCCUUUGUGUUUGUGUUGUUUGCAUGUCCUUUGGGUUUAGCGUUUCAAACGUAAGUGUAUUUAUUUGGGUUUCAAAACUGCAUAAGUGAACGUAUAGGUAAAAUUAUGGAAAGCUUAAACUGUCAUCGCCUGUCGGCGGUGCAAAUUGAACGGUAAUCGAGCUUUGUAUAUAGUUAAUACCAAUAAUAUGGAUACAAAUUACGGAAUUAUAAGAUCAUUGUUAUUAACCAGACACAAUCGUCUGGUGCUGGCUUUAACCGAUGUUUAUAUAUUUUGGAUAUAAUUUACGAAACAAAUUAAUCGUAGUUGGUACCAAAUUAGCCCACGCAAAUUGUAUAUCAAAAGUAGCAUAGUGACAACAGGUGUUUCAAAAACAAAUUCGGAGUAACUUGCUAUACAUUAUCUAGAAUCAUAAUCAAAUAUGCGUAAUAUUAAUAGCGACUAUAUUCUGUAAUAACUAUAUCAAAAGUAGCGGCUAUGUAAAUAGGUUAAUCAACGUAUUAUGUACUUACCAAGCAAACCAAUUUGUAAACAGUAACAACAUUCAAUUCAAUGUCCUCCAGCUAAAGCAUAUAAACCAACAAAUGAAAUGUAUUAUGCUAAAUGAGAAUACCAAAUAUAUAUAUAAAGAUAUAUAUAUACAAAUAUAUAAUUGAUUGAG
Messenger RNA from Drosophila simulans, 3815 nucleotides. RefSeq names its product homeotic protein female sterile. The record is from RefSeq and is a predicted model, not a curated record. Bases 645 to 2813 code for a protein of 722 amino acids. NCBI's taxonomy places the organism in Eukaryota, Metazoa, Arthropoda, Insecta, Diptera, Drosophilidae. The transcript has 8 exons. Gene Ontology annotation, molecular function: RNA binding. Gene Ontology annotation, cellular component: nucleus.